Messenger RNA from Neltuma alba, 926 nucleotides. Its product is annotated as uridine nucleosidase 1-like. Gene Ontology annotation, cellular component: cytosol. Gene Ontology annotation, molecular function: purine nucleosidase activity. NCBI's taxonomy places the organism in Eukaryota, Viridiplantae, Streptophyta, Magnoliopsida, Fabales, Fabaceae. The record is from RefSeq and is a predicted model, not a curated record. Gene Ontology annotation, biological process: purine nucleoside catabolic process.
AAUGUUCCAGUGGCAGAGGGCAGCCAUGAGCCAUUGAAGGGUGGAAUUCCACGAGUUGCUGACUUUAUUCAUGGCUCUGAUGGACUUGGAAACAUAUCCCUACCCCAUCCAACAGCUAAGAAAAUAGAUAAAAGUGCUUCGGAGUUUUUGGUGGAGAAGGUUUCUGAAUACCCUGGUGAAGUGUCUGUGUUAGCUGGACCACUUACAAAUUUAGCCUUGGCCAUCAGAAGAGAUUCUUCUUUUGCUAGAAAGGUGAAGAGAGUGGUUAUACUCGGUGGUGCUUUCUUUGCCUUGGGGAAUGUAAAUCCAGCUGCAGAAGCAAAUAUCUACGGAGACCCAGAAGCAGCAGAUAUUGUGUUUACUUCUGGCGCCAAUAUUGUUGUUGUUGGAAUAAAUAUUACAACCCAAGUGAUAUUUUCAGAUGCUGACCUCCUUCAAUUGAAAAGUUCGGGAGGAAAGCAUGCACAACUCAUAAGUGAGAUGUGCAACUUUUACCGGGAUUGGCACGUUAAAUCUGAUGGUGUCUAUGGAAUUUUCCUUCACGACCCUGUCAGUUUCGUAGCACUUGUUCGUCCAGAGCUUUUUACUUACAAGCGAGGGGUAGUGAGGGUAGAGACACAAGGCCUCUGUAUCGGGCAUACGCUAAUGGACCAAGGGUUAAAGAAAUGGAAUUCGACCAAUCCAUGGACGGGGUUUUCCCCUGUUUCGGUUGCUUGGACGGUGGAUGUCGAUGGGGUCAUUAAGCACGUCAAGGAGACAUUAAUGAAACCCUGAAGUUCAGACAUCUUUUCUUCGACAGAUGUCAAUAAUAGGGGCAUAGUUGAGCACCCUCCUCACUUGGAAGUUGGAAAUGUUAUCAAACCGAAUAUUAUCUUUAUUGCACUCAAUUUCAACCUUGACAUAGGCAAUCGAGGGUUCUUUGUCGA